This is a messenger RNA of Medioppia subpectinata, 195 nucleotides long. NCBI's taxonomy places the organism in Eukaryota, Metazoa, Arthropoda, Arachnida, Sarcoptiformes, Oppiidae. The record is from the annotation of a GenBank genome assembly.
AUGAGCAACAAUUUUGACACAUUGUCCUGUGCCUCAUGUAAGGCAUUUUUCCGGCGACACGCCGUACGAGUAAAGCCCUUUAAAUGCCAUUUUGGUAAUAAAUGUCCAAUUAAUUUGCAAACGCGAAACAAAUGCAAAAAGUGCCGCAUCGAUAAAUGUUACGCUAUGGGAAUGAAUAAAAUUAAUUUAUGUUAA